Molecule: messenger RNA, 1442 nt
Organism: Athene cunicularia (burrowing owl)
Lineage: Eukaryota; Metazoa; Chordata; Aves; Strigiformes; Strigidae
Gene: CASP7
Product: caspase 7
Exons: 6
Coding region: 1-930 (309 amino acids)
Biological process (GO): apoptotic process; proteolysis
Cellular component (GO): cytoplasm
Source: RefSeq, a predicted model, not a curated record
AUGUCGGGAGAUCAGCAUGGUGAUCGCUCUAUUCGAGAGGGAGAUAAUGAGGAUUACGAUGAUGUAGUUGAUGCAAAACCAGACAGAAGUAGCAGAUUCUCACUUUUUGGAAGAAGAAAGAAGAAUGGAGAAGAAGAACAGCCAAAGUCCUCUCUCAGUAAUCAGUACCGAAUUGUUACACCCACAUUCCAGUAUAAUAUGGACUACAAGAAAGUUGGCAAAUGUAUUAUUAUAAACAACAAAAAUUUUGAAGACAAAACAGGAAUGGGUACACGCAAUGGCACUGAUAAAGAUGCUGGAGAUCUAGCUAAGAGUUUUAAAAGUUUAGGGUUUGAGGUUUGCACAUACAAUGACCGAAGCCGUGAUGAUAUGGAAAAAUUACUGAAGCAAGCUGCUGAGGAGAAUCACAGUGAUGCUGCUUGUUUUGCCUGUAUCCUUCUCAGCCAUGGGGAAGAAGGGCUCAUCUAUGGCACUGAUGGACCCAUGGCUAUCAAGAGUUUGACUGCGUUAUUCAGAGGGGACAAGUGCAAAAGCCUUAUAGGCAAACCCAAAUUAUUUUUUAUUCAGGCAUGCAGAGGCUCUGAAUUUGACGAAGGUAUACAAACUGACUCUGGACCUGCAAAUGACACUCUGGAAACAGAUGCCAAUCCAAGAUACAAAAUCCCAGUAGAAGCAGAUUUUCUAUUUGCGUAUUCCACAGUGCCAGGUUAUUACUCCUGGAGGAAUCCUGGAAGAGGCUCCUGGUUUGUGCAGUCUCUGUGCUCUGUGCUAAAUGAGCAUGGUAAACAACUUGAGAUCAUGCAGAUCCUCACACGGGUCAACUAUGUGGUUGCCACAAAUUUUGAAUCACAGUCUGAUGAUCCACGCUUCAGUGAGAAGAAGCAGAUUCCCUGCGUGGUCUCUAUGCUCACUAAGGAACUUUACUUCUGAAAGUUUAUUUCAAUGCAGCCAGUGACGAAAGAUCAGGAUAUAGUUUUGGGUGGAGAUUUGAUUAUAAACCAGAGUAACACAUUCUUAAUAACAGAAAUGUAAUUACAGUAGAUUUUUAUAUUGUAUAAACUGGGGUAUGUGAUGAACGGACAACAUGCAAGAUUUUAAAGAAGAAAUAAAUGCUGUGGGCCAACCUGACAGCUAAUACUAAUUACUGUAUCUUGAUUUCCCUUAGUGUGGCUGUCAUGAUUAAUGGGUACUGAAGAUGUUCUGAAACCUAUCUGCUACCUGACCCAUAAGGGUUUAUUCCAGAAAAAAGAUUAUAUAUUAAGACCAAAAAACUUAAAUCUUGAGACUGUUCUUUCACCGCUAGCUCAUGGAACCGUAACUUCCUUGGAAAUUUCCAAAGACCAUCAUAUUAUGGGUAUGUCCAGUGAUGAAACAGUUUGUAGCUAUUUGUAGCUGUUUGUAGCUGGAAUGGGCUGCCCAGGGAGGUGGUGGAAUCCCCAUCC